AUGACUCACUCACAGGAAAGCAAGAACUUUCACAAGGAUAACGUGGCGAACGACGUCUUUCCACCUUCGUCUUGGCUUGGAUACGGCAUUGAUCUUACAGCCGUGGGUCCCAACGACAUCAAUGCUUUGACCGAAGCAAUCCUCACCGCCUACGCUAUCAUUCCCACGUCUCCGACAACUUCAGUGGUUGACGUGGCCGAUGUCAAAUGGAGCAAACCUGACAAUGUGAACGUCGCUGUUGACGUUGCAUCCAGUUCCUCUUCGCUCAACUCUUGGAAGGACGGAACCUCGACAGCAGAGGCUCUCAAGGCUGAUGCUUCAUUGUCUGCGCAGUACAUGGCCAUCUCGGGUGACGCAUCGAUCAGUUACUCUGUCGAUCAAUCCUUUGAGGAGAAUCGAUCUUACUCUUUGUUCAGCUACAACCAAACUGUUGCAGAUGUCAAGUUCAAGUCUUAUGGACAAUCUAUUGAUAAGACCACUCUUGCCAACGCCAUCUCUGGCCUCAAUCUGCAACCUUGGGAUCCUGCCAACAAAGAUGUGGUCAAUUCUUACAAGACGUUAUUCAAUGUUCUUGGCAGUCAUAUCGUUGUUGGUGCUACGUACGGAGGUAGAUUCCAAAUGACCAUCUAUGCCUCAAACUCGGAAUCUUCUUACGAAAAUGAAGUGACUGCAGAUCUUAGCGUCGCUUACAACGGUCUCGUGACUUCUGGCAAGAUCGACGCUUCCGUGAAAUCGGAAGACCAGUACAAAUCAUAUUCCGAGGAGGUCAUGCAACAAGUCUCAUGCCAGGGUGGUAAUCCCAGCCUGUCCGCCAAGUUGAAUUCUAGCUAUCAAGCAGAUGACAUCUACUCAACUUUCCAACAAUGGGCCCAGGGUUCAGCUCUCAAUCCUGGCGUCAUGAACCUCCAAGCGUCGCCUCUGUGGACGGUUAUGGCUGCCACUUUUGACCCGGAUCUUCUUAAGCACUCAAACGAUGUCAAGAACGCAUUCUACUGGAUUUUGGAGAAUCCAGCACCGCAUUGGACUAAAGGUGUCGUCACUAUCAAUUCAGAUUGGGGCGAGUUCGGUAUCACCAGUCCCAGUGGAUAUAUCAUCCAAGAUCCUGAUCAGCCUCCAACCGUUGACAAUCUCAUUUUCAGCGGCACCAAGAUCCAAUGGGGCAAAGAACAUUCUCAUGCUUUCCAGCGAGAUGUCACAAUCCACUUCAUUAUCGUCAAUGAUGGUUCUGGCCUGAAUUUCGAACUUUCCCAUGGAUCAGAUGGCGCUUCUUCAGGUAGCGGUCGUAUCGAUGUCACUUUCAACGAUAAAACCUAUACUGCUUCGACAGUCACGGAUGACAACUGGAACACUCAAUUCUUCUUCAACGAGCCAGUCAAUCAGAAUGAACACACCUUGACCCAGGACACCGUCUCCACAGGCGGCUUCUCAGGCACCAAUUGGGACAAGAAGUUCAUCUACGAUACUACAGACAGACAGAGACCACAAGGCCUGACUGGAGAGGAACCAUACAACAAGCAUGAAGCUCAUGAUGCGAAGUAA
Molecule: messenger RNA, 1539 nt
Organism: Alternaria burnsii
Lineage: Eukaryota; Fungi; Ascomycota; Dothideomycetes; Pleosporales; Pleosporaceae
Exons: 6
Coding region: 1-1539 (512 amino acids)
Source: RefSeq, a predicted model, not a curated record